Molecule: messenger RNA, 2710 nt
Organism: Crotalus tigris (Tiger rattlesnake)
Lineage: Eukaryota; Metazoa; Chordata; Lepidosauria; Squamata; Viperidae
Gene: CUNH19orf67
Product: chromosome unknown C19orf67 homolog
Exons: 8
Coding region: 1577-2611 (344 amino acids)
Source: RefSeq, a predicted model, not a curated record
AAUGAUCGUAAGUCGAGGACCAUCUGUACCAUGUUUCCUCACAAAAUAAAUAGAUGGUAUAGAUAGCCAUGCUGGCUCAGGAAUCCUUGGAAUUGAAGUCCAUGAGUCAUAAAAGAGCCAAGGUUGCCUACCGCUGGUAUAGAACGACAUAUAUUUUGCUAUGACAUGCCGACUCAUUGUUGCUUGGCUUGAUGCUCAAAUAGAUGCAGUAGCUGAGUACAGGUAGUCCUCAACUUACGACCAUUUGCUUAGUGACCAAAGUUACAAUGGCAUUGCAAAAAGUGACUUACAACCAGUUCUGGCAUUUAUGACUAUUGUGGUAUCUCCACAGUCACAUAAUCAAAAUUUGGACACUUUGCAAUCGGCAUGUGUUUACGGCGGCUGCAGCAUCCCAGGGUUCAUGUGAUUGCCCCCUGACCUCCCAGCUGGCUUCCAACAAGCAAAGUCAAUGGGGUAAGCCAGAUUUGCUUAACAACAACUACAUGCUUCACGUAAUUGCAAGGAUUUAUUUAAAACUGUGGCAAAAAAAGGCCGUAUAAUUGAGUAGGAUUCACUUAACUGCUUUACUUAGCAACCAAAAUUCUGGUGGUGUUUGUGGUUGUAAGCAGAGGGCCAAUAGGCAAGGGGAAAAGGCCCACAAUAACUACUGCCAGUUACCAACUACUUCAUGCUACCAUGAGAAAGAAAGUGUACAUAAUUAUAGUGUGGAAGUAGGUAAGACUAUUAAUAUUCUAUUGUUGAUAAAUGUGAUCACGUGGCAUCAAAGAGCCCAAGAACCUUAUUUGAAGUUCUAUGCAUGCUAAAUGCUUUGUUCACUGAUAGACAUUGUUCCAAAAACUAAUGUGGAUUUUUCCAUAUGACCCACUCACCAUGGAUCAGUGAUGCCUUAGCAACCAUCAUUCAUAGAGCAUGAAUGAGCGAUGACACUUUCAACUGCACCCCCUCCCAUUCCUCCCCUGGCAUGUUUUAAUCUUUCUUCUAAAAUGUUUUGUUGCCGCUUUUGCUCCAUAUCAAAAAAACAAAUUCAACAGUAGUAUAAAGAACUUCACUGCUUUAUACUCAUGUAAGAUUAUGCCUUGAGAAUUUACUGAGUAAGACAAAGUCCACCUUUAUUUCUCAGAUUUUGUGGAAGAUCUUGACAAAUUAUUUUUCUCAGUCUGUUACUUCAUCUCUUUUACAUAAGAAGGAAAAUAAUUGGAAUACAAUUGGAAUUAUCGAUUUAAAGGGCCAGUGGACCAAAGAAAUAGGUUUGCAAUGCAUGUACAAAAACUCUGAUACACAUCACACAAAUCAGGCAUAGCAAAUGUUCACAGGCUAUCUGAAUCUCUGUUCGGGCAUUAGCUCCUAAGUAUUUGGAAGAGAGGAGGUAGAAACCUUUCCUGCUGGAGAGAACACGUGGUCAAGGCAAAAUCUACUGGCUGGGAAGGAACCGUUACAGUUCACUCUUUAAACCUUAACAGUCACUGACUUCUAGAAAAGUCUAACCCUGCCGAGGCUGAGCAUCAGUGUUCCAACUGUAGCAGUCUGUGGAUUGCUCUUCCGUCAAACCUAGAUUGCCUGAAGCAGGUCAUGGAAGAUGGCCAGUAAGCAAGGGUACAGUUGUCUCACAGAUGGCUCUCUGGAUAUUCCAAUAUCUAGCCCUGAAGGCACCCCAAGUCUCAGUCCUCAUAGUCCAGGACUAUGUCUUAUAUCUCCUCCAAUUGCAGAAUCUCACUGGCUGAGCAAUGCUCAACCACAGACUGAGGCUCCAUCAGAAAUGAACAUCACUUUAGAAAAGUUGCUUGCUCCAAUAACUGAAAAAUUGAAAUAUUUGCUGAAGAAAGCGGAGGACUUCCAGACUUACCUCCUGUACAGCAGAGACAGAAUGCAGAAGGAACAGUUUGCCAAAGCCAUGCCCACCUUUUUGCAGAUGUGCCAGCCAUAUUUCCACUAUUUGGAAUCUACAGCACGCAGCUGCACACCUUAUUUAAGACCUCCACAGGAACCAGUCCGGAAAAGACUUCUGGAAAUUUCUCAGCAAUUGGCUUGCCAGCUUGAGCAACUGGUGCUGAUGUAUGCUUCUUUCAGCUUUGUUUCUCUUGAAGACACAGACCCAUUCAGCAUAUCGUGUUUCUUCUGUGGGAAAUUUUGGAUGAAUGAGACUCGGCAAGUUUCUAUCUUUCGAUACUGUAUCUCAGCACCAUACACAGCUGCUCAUAUUCCUCACAAUCUUUAUAAGAAGAUGCGCUGGAACCUGGACAUCUUGGAAGGUUCUGCUGCUCGGAAUCAAACACUCCGGACAGAAUACUACUUCCUAUGCUUCCGUGAUACAGGAGAUGAAACAACUGUGAAAAUGCAGAAGCUUUGGUCCAUAGGACGCUGGGUGCCUUUAGAUCCUGACAGUGAACACAGUUCUGAUGUGCUAUCCUGGGUGUUGUGUCAUCAGCCCACAGGGGAUUACCAGCAGCUCCUAACAAUUGGAUUUGAGGAACCUUCCCAUACCUUAGCUACAGACCUCUUAGUGCAGAUGCUAAGUGCUCAGAGUUCUGGUCUUCUUAAUCGUGAGUUAUCCUGCUGGCUGGGCCCAGGAGAACAGAUUUCUCAAUGCCUUCAACAGUUGCAGAGCUUCUAAUGUAUUGCCUUCAUUGGAAAAAUUCUUUACAAUCCAGAGAUACACAAGAGAUGUAUAUGUCUUUAAAAUAGCCAUGUUGAAUUGUGUAGCACAGUUAAA